UUCUGUAGAGGGCAGUAUUACUAUUAGACUUCGCACGUAUGUCUGUAUAAUUUUCAGAGUUUACGCAUGUGUUGAUGAUCGGAGCAAUCGGAGGAGCAGAACCCCAUCCUCUGCCUAAGAUUGUAAUUAACAAUUAUGUUAAUGUCAUGAUGAUUGCAUUCAAAGUUACAAAGGCUCUCAUUUGCCAGGUGAAGAUCAAUCAUUUAAAAAGACAUCUACUGCUUGCAACAACGAAUCACAGAUGCCAACACACAAAGAGUAAUUCAUAUAAACUACUCAGUUACAGGCCACCUGAUUGGGCAAGCCACCUUCAAAUGAUUCCAUUAGUGAAAGUUAAGGUAAUUAACAAUUAUGUUAAUGUCAUGAUGAUUGCAUUCAAAGUAAAGGCUCUAACUUGCCAGGUGAAGAUCAAUCAUUUAAAAAGACAUCUACUGCUUGCAACAACGAAUCACAGAUGCCAACAUACAAAGAGUGAAGCCUUAGCAACUGGUUGCCAAGCAGUAAUAACAUGUGGUGGAGUUCAGUCAAACCAUUGUCGCACAACAGCAGUUGCAGCUAAACAACUUAGUAUUGAAACCCAUCUUCUACUCAGGUCCAGAGAGGAAAAGAGUAUUAAAGCAUAUUCGAUUCCUAUUGGUGGGUCCAAUGUUGUUGGUCUCCAUGGUUACUUGUGUGGCUGGCAAGAACUCUUAGAACAGGGAGUGACUGACAGGUUUGAUGAUGUCAUACUAACUGUAGGCAGUGGUGGAACAGCAGCUGGUGUUGCUAUUGGGAACUUCCUUACUGGAUCCCAUCUCAGGGUGCAUGCCUUUGCUGUGUGUGACACUGCGGAAUAUUUUCACUCUCAUAUCAAUGAGACUCUCAACAGUAUUGGUUUAGGUGACACGGUGAGGUCACAUGACAUCAUCAACAUCCAUGAGGGAGCAAAAGGACUAGGAUACGGCAUUUCAAAACCAGAGGAAUUCGAAUUCAUUAAAACAGUAGCCCAGCAGACUAGUAUUUUGCUUGACCACACAUACACUGUUAAAUCAGCACUAGCACUGACCAACGAGCUCAGGAAACACAGGUCAAAGUUCAAAGGCAGCCGAAUACUCUUUCUACAUUCAGGUGGAAUAUUUAGCAUGUUUGAUGGGCGGCUAGGAGAUGUUCAGAUGCAGUCAGCUGGAGAAACAUUGGUACAGAACUGGAUGAACCCUGAAGAUGAACCAACUAUUGUAUGAUGAUACAUUCAUGAGGGCAGCCUUCAUUAUUAUUAUUAUUACCAUUAACCAUUCUGUAUUCAGAGCAAGUGAUCAUCAUUGACAUAGACAUAUUUUAACAAAAAUUUGAAUUAUUAUUUUAAACUUAGAAUUAAAGAAAGCCAAAUAGAAUAUGGAAAUGAUGCUCAUAUC
Anneissia japonica is the source of this 1391-nucleotide messenger RNA. RefSeq names its product putative D-cysteine desulfhydrase 1, mitochondrial. The coding region runs from base 75 to 1220 and encodes 381 amino acids. Gene Ontology annotation, molecular function: D-cysteine desulfhydrase activity. NCBI's taxonomy places the organism in Eukaryota, Metazoa, Echinodermata, Crinoidea, Comatulida, Comatulidae. The transcript has 10 exons. The record is from RefSeq and is a predicted model, not a curated record.